CCCAAAGCAGGCAAUAACAUGACUGUAUUAUUGCAAAUACGCAAACCAAUCAAAUAUCGCAACGGAGUAAUCUCUGGUGACACAGCCUUAAGGCUUGACGAGGCUGAUAAUUCUUGACAUUUAUAUUCAACCUAAAAUCCUUACGAAUCCCUCUCAUCAAGAAACAUGGACUAUAUUCAGGUUCCCCCAAAAGUCAAAUUACUAGCACGGAAAACUACGAAUGACGACGAUCAAGCAUAUGACUUUACUUCAGAUCUCCCUCCUACACAGAGACAGCACUUUGACAUUAGACUACAACUCUUUAGAUUUUUUUCCUUUCUUUUCCAGGAUCAGCCAUCCUUACCGAUCACGAACAAUGCACUACCCGGAUUAGUUCCAACUCCACUCCCGAAAGAUACUACUCUUCACAGACGCAGGUCCAAAUUUCCACGAGAUAGUCGCACCCGUACUCAGGAAUCAAUUUUGCCCAAAGACCGCCCUGGUACCGCUAGAGCUGAUGAAUGUAAUAAUAACCGCGAAGAACAUGGAGAAGAAGACAACGCAGGCUCACGUGGAUCAAUUCUGUCCACUUUUGGUAACCGGGAGAAGAAACAUGAUGCCCUGGAGAAGAGACAUAAUAUACGGGUAGGAGCCCUGAAAAGGGUGUUAGGCUCAAUGUCUCCAGAAAAUGGAUCUCCUAUGGUUCUACUGUGCUGGGGCGAAAGCUCCCAUUGCUCAAUAUUGCCUGUACCAAUUGCAAACUCGGAAGAUGAUGUGGAAACAUGGAGAGAGAUACACAGAGCUUGGUACGCGCGCAGAGGAUAUUGGAGGAAACGUCUGCCAGGAUAUAAUAUCACACGAGUUGACGCUGUCAAGAUCUCGCUUCUGGGAUUGAAGAAGGCCUCGAAAGGCCGGGAGAAUUGCGAAUAUAUUGGGAUGUAUACGGAACGCGACGUUCCAGCCGAGAGGAAGCUAUUGCAACAGACUAUAGACAACUAUGUUCCUAUAUCGGACUGCUUUUACAAUCGUCGCACGGGAACUGUGGAAUGCGGCUAUGGUUGUGAAUGUUUUUCUUGCUUGCCGUGCUUCGAAGAUGCUGGGGAAUGCCCAGAAGAAACAUACAUUACUGCUAGACGGAAUAUUGUACACUUGAACACGCUGCACCUGAUGAAACACGCCUUCUCCAACCCCGACCUCGCUGUCUUGAAUGAUUUUCUCAAAAAAGAAAAUCUUCUGUACAGUCACCGGGAUGUCCUAGACUUAACGGAGACUUGGAACAGUUGGCACUGUCCAGCUUUGAGAGAGAUCGAAUUCAGGGGUAUAGUAGUCAGCGAAGGUUGGGCGCUAGAUAAGCGUCAUAUGACUUUGCCUUUGUUGGUCGCUAUAUUGCUAGGCGUGGUUGUUGCUGCUAGGUUCCUUUUCGGUUGGGAUACAGCAUGGACUGUUGGCGCCUUUUUUGUCGCACUAAUAUCGCUUCUGUUGUGCAUAUCCUACCAGUUGUAGUCUGAUCUUGUUUUUGGCUCUCGCCGUUCGCUGGAGUAUAUGAUGACUGUAUUAGGAAACUUCCAGAUAUUAGGUUCCUCUGCCUGUACCUGAAGC
Aspergillus uvarum CBS 121591 is the source of this 1578-nucleotide messenger RNA. RefSeq lists its product as uncharacterized. The transcript has 3 exons. The record is from RefSeq and is a predicted model, not a curated record. The coding region runs from base 166 to 1482 and encodes 438 amino acids. NCBI's taxonomy places the organism in Eukaryota, Fungi, Ascomycota, Eurotiomycetes, Eurotiales, Aspergillaceae.